This is a messenger RNA of Penicillium robsamsonii, 204 nucleotides long. RefSeq lists its product as uncharacterized. The record is from RefSeq and is a predicted model, not a curated record. Lineage: Eukaryota; Fungi; Ascomycota; Eurotiomycetes; Eurotiales; Aspergillaceae. The transcript has a single exon. The coding region runs from base 1 to 204 and encodes 67 amino acids.
AUGCCAACAACACCGCCGACUACACCACCAGCUAUUGCGCCUGUGUUGGUAUGCGAUGAGCUACCCGAGCUGCUAGAUCCAACUUUUGCGGUGGAUGAAGAUGAGGGCGAUGAUGAGGACGUUGCCGUUGAAGUCAAGACGGGCGUACCUAUGCACCAUUAUAUGUCAAUAUUCAAUAUGCAGGCUCGUUGUGCGUUCAACUAA